AUGCUCCCCCGCACCGUCCUCGCGCGACGCCUGCCCCGCCCUUCCGCGCUGAUUGUCCACCUACAUCACCUCCGCCCACAAUCCACUGCUUCAGUUGCUUUCUCCCAACCCGCUCAAACGUCUCCUCCACCAGCACCGACACCUAGACCUUCACCCGUCCCACAUAACCCUCCCCCUACUUCCAAGCCGGCCCAAAAUGCCGCGCCGCCCCCAGGCAAGCCGCGGCACCCAAAGUCGUGGCUCACGAAAAAGCUCGAGGCCAACCCCGCUGCGAAGAGCGCGUUCCUGAAGAUGAUGGGCAUGCUCGGCUACGGCAGUGCGAAGCAAGUCGCAGGGAGGCGCGCGUUCCUCAUGUAUGAGCGACUAUGUGUCGUCCGUCCGGAUGAGGAUAGAAUGUUUUGGCAGGAAGAAUGUCACCUACCACCGACAUUUCAGUCGUGGUUCACCGUCGUGAACCUGCACGUCUGGCUCCUAACUGUGCGGCUACGCGCCCUUCCACCGCCACACGGGAUGAAUCACAUCCAAGCGCUGAUUGACCACUUCUUCCUCGACAUCGAGGACCGGGUGCGCGCAGUGCUACAGCCGGCGUCGCCGGCCUCGUCAGUGCCGAUGACGCCGUACUCGCAGGGCCCGUACACGCCUACGACGGAGUUCUACACUAUUGCGAACGCGGACGCACAAACUGAGAAGCGCGCGCGCGCUCCGGAGCGGCUCGUCACAACGCAGAUGAAGAUCUUCCGCGAGCAGUGGGCCGGCAUGGGCCUGUCGUUCGACGUUGGGCUCCUCCGCGGUGACGCCGAAAUGGCCGGCGCGAUUUGGCGAAACUUCUUGGGCGCGCGGGGAGCGCGGGGCAUCAUGUAUCCCUCGGCGGGAGAGGAGAAGCCGUUCUUUAGACGGACGGUGAACCUCGCGGGGGGGGAGGUCGAGAAGGUGCGCGGGCCGCUAGAGGCGGAGGAGGCGCGCGAUGACGGGUCGGGUGUGCACGACUAUGCACCGACCGAGGUGGACAGGUACGUCGCGUACCCGGAGCUGAUGGCAGCGCUCGUGGCAUAUAUCCGCCGGGAGCUGAUGCGGCUGGAGCGUAUACCGGACGCACAGAUUCUUGGUCCCGGCAUGGUGGGGCGGGAUGGAGAGGGCGUGCGGGAUCUGAGGUUCGGGCGUGUGAGGGAGGGAGGCGUGCUGCGGCCGUAA
Molecule: messenger RNA, 1191 nt
Organism: Sparassis crispa
Lineage: Eukaryota; Fungi; Basidiomycota; Agaricomycetes; Polyporales; Sparassidaceae
Exons: 2
Coding region: 1-1191 (396 amino acids)
Biological process (GO): mitochondrial respiratory chain complex III assembly
Cellular component (GO): mitochondrion
Source: RefSeq, a predicted model, not a curated record